Messenger RNA from Drosophila kikkawai, 2846 nucleotides. RefSeq lists its product as uncharacterized. The record is from RefSeq and is a predicted model, not a curated record. Lineage: Eukaryota; Metazoa; Arthropoda; Insecta; Diptera; Drosophilidae.
GGCGGUCACACUAUUGGCCUCCCUCCCCACUUCCUUGCAAGGACAACACAAUUAGACGGCGGACACAUACACUUUUUUCCCCAGUUUUGUGCCCGCCAGCUAACCCAGUCUCGUCCCCCAAACUGACUGGUGAAGUCACCAGCAUCCGUUAGCCUCUCGAUUUCACGAUGCUCCGUAGGCGCCGCGGCGAUUAGAUGCCGCCAAAGAAGCAGCAGCCAGACGUCCGUAGCCCCAGCCGAAAAUGAACAAUUUGGAUCACGUCAAGCACUUCUACCCAGACAACUACAAAUUGGAUCUGUCCGAGACGAUGAAGGCGGCUCUGUCCAAGGGACCCGGCGGCAGUGGAGGCGUGGCGGGCGCAGAGCUGCUGCCGCAGCCGAACGCCGGAAUGCCGGGCGUGGGCUAUGUGACGGAGAAGCUGUACAUGCUCUUGCAGCUAUAUCUGCAGAACAAGGGCUGGAAUCCGAGCGCCGAGCUGCUGCAGUGCUUCAGCGAUCUCAAGGACAACGCCAUGCUACCCAGCGCCGCCUAUCUGCAGGUCCUGGCCAACCGCUUGACCCUGGACUCCCAGGGUCGGCUCAUUCUGCGGGACAACGGCAAGAUAGUGCUGCCCUUCGAGCACUUCGCCAACGCUGUAAUGCUGAAGCACAUGUCCGGACCCCAUGGUCUCCACCUGAGCGUGGAUGCCACGGUGCGGGCCGUUAUCGAGUCCUACACCAUCGGCCGGGACCAGUUCGGCAUGGAGAAGGAGUUCAUCAUCGAGGUGGUGCAGUCAUGCCCCAGUCCCGCCUGCCGCUACUACAAGAACCACAUGGGCAUCUCGCCCAUGCCGUUCAUGGAGCAGCAGUAUCCAGGCGUCAGCACGCCCGAGUUCCUGCAGCGUCUGCCCCACCUGCCGCCCAGUGGAACGGCUGGAGCCGGUCCAGGCAGCUCGGCUGCAGGCUCUGCUUCGAGCGUCGCCAGCAGCUCUAGCUCGGGUAACGUGGAGAUCGACCUUUCCAAGUCGACGGGCGCCAAGGUGCCGCAGGUGCCAGUUCCCCCGCAAUUGCAGCAUCUCACCAAGCAGCAACAGAACAGUAUCCAGACUCAGUUGUCCCAGAUUAGCGCCGCCGCUGCCCACCACCAACAGCAGCAGCAGCAACAACAACAGCAGCAGCAGCAGCAGCAACAACAGCAACAACAAGCCCAGGCGCAGGCCAAGCACCAGCAACAGCAGCUGACUGCCGCAUUAAUCCAACAGCAGAACCGCGUCCUCGCCCAGCAAAGCCUCGAAAAGCUCAGCAAUCUCAGCCCACUGGAGAAGCAACGUGUCUUUGCCCAGCUGGACCCCAAACACUUCGAUCCCAUGGCUGUGGCGGCAGCGGCCGCCAACCUGCAGAUCCAAGGUCUGAUGCAGUCGCAGGCAGUGGCAGCCGCAGUGGCCGCAAACCAGCAGCCAACGGCUGCCACCAGCACAGCCUCGGCAGGGAGCUCGGGAGGCGUUCCGCAAGCCCACGGUCAUGGUCAUCAUGCGCUGCCACCGCCCUCGCAGUCGCCGCACUCAUCGUCCUCGUCUUCCUCACAUUCCUCGCUGGAUCAGAUUUCCCACAAGAACGUGACCGACUCGUUGCGCUCCAAUCUGGAUUCGAUAGAGUCUAACAAAGAUCUACUGGCGCUGCACAAUGGAGCUUGGGCCACUGGCGAUGCUAACCGCAUUGAUCACACGGCCGUGGGCCAGGACAAAAUUGUGCGGAUCUUUGCGGAGCUAAUGCGGAACAUGUCGCGGAUGAAGACCUACAUACGUCCCUCGAUGUGCAAGCCCUAUGGCAAGCAGAGCGAGAGUCUGCAGAAGACCCUCAUGGACACCAUUCAGAUCGUGCAGACGCUGCGCAACUGCUUGCCCGCACCCCACAUACCCGUCUCCUCGUGGAAGAGCGAGAGCGAGGGCAAUGUGGGAUCAGGAGUGGGAGUCGGCGUUGGAGUGGGAGUUGGUGUUCCACCAGGACUCAACCUGAGCGCUGCAUUAGGUCUGCCGUCGGGCAGAGUGGACAAUAUGCACUAGGCUGCAAUAUCUCCUUGCAGAUUCUUCCACAAGUUCGAAAACACUUGGUACUCACACACAGACAGACACACAUAUAGAUGAUAACAAUGAUAGCAGUUCACCCUCGUAGGCUUGGCUCCAGUUUUCCUUUUAGCAAUUAUGUAUGUGCCACGCUCGACGCAAGAGCAAGACUUGAUUUUCUUCACAUUUGACUGACAAUUAGGUAUAUGCAUAUGUAUGUAUUGGAUCCUGCGGCUGGAUCCGUCCGAUUUAAUUCUCGCUCACCACUCUGUGUUUCCCGAUUCGGCAUGCAACAAAAUUAACAAGCAAAACGGCAAAUUAGUUAAACAAUUGGCAAAACGUCUGUGAUAUUUAAAUUAUGUUGGCAAACGGAAAGCAAAACUAAAUUUAAUUUAUUAUUUCGUGUGUGCCCUCUUACGAUUACUUUGUGCAAUAUCUAUCCACUAAGCAUUUAUAUCUAUUAUUUAGCCUUUAGCCAUUCUCGUGCAAUCGACGACUUCUCGCCCAUAUCAAAUCGAAUAUAGCCUAUACAUAAACUAACCUAACUAACUGAUAAUCGACAUGAUAGACGCAUAAGAUUUACAUUAUAUUUUGCAUUGGAGGACUCCUGAACGGGAAGUUUGAUUGCAAAUGGAACGGAAAACGAGUUGUGUUUAAAUUUAAGAAUCAGAAGAAGAAGGGUUGUAUUCCUCCGCAUGCAAAGGCUACUUAAAUAUAUAUAUUUUAUCCCGCCCGAGCUCACCAUUAAAAGUAAUUCGAUUAACGACAAGCAAACAGUAUUAUACGCAAUAAUAAAAGACACUUA